AGCUGGUCUAACACGGUGCAAUUCUCAACCCUGAGCACUCCUCAUACAAUGAACGUUUUCGGUGAGCAACAGCUCUCUAGACACUUAAUAUCUACAUAGUCAGUUGUAUAUGGGCGUGGCUCAAACUCUGUGCCUGUCUUGCCCGCUGGAAUGGGGAGGCCGAGGAGAAGAAUAACAGUAGACAUCUGACAGAUUCUUUUCCUGCCUUGAUUUUGGAAUGGAAUGAAGACCGGAGUGAUAAUUUUGUUGUCUUAUAUUUACUUUAGUUAUCAAGCGUAUCAAACAUUGGUCUUCUCUGUACCGGACAGCAUCAAGUGUUGUUAACUUAGCGGGCUGUUGGAUUCUCUCACAUGGUGGGCUUCCCGAUACCCGGGAUUGACACCCAGGUGCCCAGAGGAAGCCGCACAGUGCUGAUGCGCCAGCCCGGGUGAUGUGAUAUGUAACAAGGAUGGCAUAAGCAAAAUCCGUAGUGUUGGUAACAGGACAAGAAAUAAUUAUUCAUGGAAGUUAAUAUUCAAGAGUCAAGAUAUAUCUGAGUACUUUUUGGGCCAAAUUAAAAAUGAUAAGUCUCCAGCCAUUGCUGCCAUGAUGGCUCUAAUGGAGUCCAUGAGGCGGGAUAAAUCAACAACGCUGCAGGAGUUCAUCGAAAAGAUGAAAUUGGAGCGAGAGAAACUGAGCAAGGUGGAUGUUUCUGUUGUAUCAGUGUCAUCAGGAAGUGAACUGUUCAUGCGCUUCAUCACCUUGGCACACCAGGAGCUGGAGCAAGCAGCGGAUUUUGCAUCAUGCCGAGAAAUUCUACUCAGGAGGGGAGAGAAAUUUGUCAAAAAUAUGCAGGAGAGUCGCAAGAAAAUACUGCGUUCAAGCACCAACCUCAUCAAGGAUGGAAUGAUCAUCCUCACUCAUUCACACUCACGCAAUGUUCUGGCAGUGAUGACAGAGGCUGUUAAACAAGGCAGGCAGUUCUCUGUGUUUGUCACCGAAUCUCAGCCUGAUAACAGUGGACGAUGCAUGGCUAAAGCUCUAGAGGCAGUAGGAGUACCUUGCACCGUGAUCCUUGAUGCUGCUGUUGGCUACAUCAUGGAGAGGGUGAAUGCUGUCAUGCUGGGUGCUGAGGGAGUUUGUGAGAAUGGUGGAAUUAUUAACAAGAUUGGCAGCUGUAAUGUGGCAACCCUGGCUCACAUGAAGAAUAAGCCAGUGUAUGUGUUGGUCGAGAGCUACAAGUUUAUCCGCAGAAUUCCUCUUGAUAACUCUAGUCUUCCAAAGUCCUAUUUGCACAAGGCAUCAGUGCUGAACCACGGCUCAGACCUGGAGUUGGAGCAUCCUCAGGUGGACUACACUCACCCAGAUAACUUGACGCUUCUCUACACAGACCUUGGUGUUCUUCCCACCUCAGCAGUUACUGAACACCUCAUCAAGCUCUACACCUAGGGCAGGCUCACACAAACAGCUCUUACUUAUUGUGUUAUAUAUACUUGCAUUUUUUUUUCAUUAUAGCUUCAUACAGUUUUACAGACUAAUAAAUCUUUCUUUUUCACAUAGAUAUGUUCACAGACUGUUGAUGUAUGUGAUGUAUUUAGUAUCAUUUUUUUAUUUCUCUUUGAUCUUUACAUCCCAUAUACAUUCUCUCUUGUUUGACCACUUCUGUGUUAUUUAUAUCUCUUGCUUCUUCUCAUUAUCAAGCAUACUCCUCAUUCUUGCAGCAGGGUCAGCCAUACUUAAACAAUAUUGAUCAACUUUCAUUGAUGGCUGCUCAUAUUUUAUUUUGCUAUUAUUAUUAUGACAUUUUUCAAUCACAAUUGCAAAAAUUAAUGAGCAGGAAGAGUAGAUUAUGAUAGUUCUCAAGAUAUCAAGAAACAUCCAUAAUUUAUCCCUACUCCUCCUUCAGGAGCUACAUCAUGUAAAUUAGCUGGUCUCCUGGCAUCUCCUUAUUUUUUAAUGUUCUUUUCCUCUCAAAAAAAAUAUUUGCCAGUGCUGAUGUGGUGAUCUCAUCAUAAUCUCUGUCUCAGUGGUAGUUUGACAUUUAAUAUUGAUUAUGAAGUGGGAUGGUAUGCCACUAAAAGAGACCCUUGAUUCAUACUAUAUUUUGGAGCCUGCCAGUUUAUCAUAAAGAAAUUCAGUGCACAUUUUUAUUUUUUUUCGUAUUUGAUUAGAUCAGUCAGAUAUAAAAGAAUUCAAGGAAACAUGGAAUGUAUGUAUGUUGGAAAAUUCAGGCAGUUGAGUUGCAUUCAUCAAGUGACAGUGUUCUUAAAAUGAGAUUGACGUGGAAAGGUUACAAUACUAGACAAAGUUUUUACAACCCAUAAUGUUAUUUUCAAAUACUUAUGAGUGCCAAGAACAGCAGUGUCUUUUCAGGAACAGUACUUUUUAUCUGUACAUUGAAAUGAGUAUGUAAGCAGGUAGUGCAUUGGUAUAUGGCAAAGUUUUUACUGUGUUGUAUGAGAUAUUUUCUAAUAAAUUUGAAAACCUUC
This is a messenger RNA of Scylla paramamosain (green mud crab), 2468 nucleotides long. RefSeq names its product translation initiation factor eIF2B subunit alpha-like (gene eIF2Balpha). The coding region runs from base 586 to 1428 and encodes 280 amino acids. The record is from RefSeq and is a predicted model, not a curated record. Gene Ontology annotation, molecular function: guanyl-nucleotide exchange factor activity; translation initiation factor activity. Gene Ontology annotation, cellular component: eukaryotic translation initiation factor 2B complex. The transcript is spliced from 7 exons. Lineage: Eukaryota; Metazoa; Arthropoda; Malacostraca; Decapoda; Portunidae. Gene Ontology annotation, biological process: translational initiation.